Mesorhabditis belari is the source of this 276-nucleotide messenger RNA. NCBI's taxonomy places the organism in Eukaryota, Metazoa, Nematoda, Chromadorea, Rhabditida, Rhabditidae. The record is from the annotation of a GenBank genome assembly.
AUGAGAUGGAUGGUGGGAAUUGGUGUUACUCUUGUGCAACCCCAUUGGGAAUGCUCUCCCAGAGAGAAUGCAGACACAAAAUCAAUCGCGAGUGUGCAGAAGGGAAAAAUGUCUCGAAAAUUGGUGCGAGAGAAAUGUUUGCAUCGAUAUUGUCAAACCCUCGUACUCACCGAUCAUAAUCAAGGGGCGUCCUUUGUGCUCCGUGGUUGCUCGGAGAAUUUCGGGGCCGUAAAUGUGAAACAGUUUGAGCAACUCGAGGAGAAUCACUGCAAAUCG